CCUACGCUGCUGCUUGCCUCCGGUGACUCGGAAUGGCCCCUUUGCCUGCCUGCCCUGCGUGCUUGCCCUGGCUGCCUCUGUGCCCUGCGCCGGUCCCUGCUUCCGGCUUCCUUGGUCGUAAGCAUGCACGCACGCACGCCCAAAAAGAAGAAGAAAAAAUCUCCUCCCGCUGCUGCUGCCCCCUUCAAAAAAGAAAAAAUCCAUCCCCGCCAAGUCAGCCGCCGGUCGGGGCUGGGGAGGCAGGCGGGGAAUCAGGACGCGCAACGAGAGAGGGGCCAGCCUCCUUGGCUUGGGUGGGGGGCUUCUUGGCAUUCACUGCCCAUGGUCCCGAAGUAUGUUCCAGGGCCACGAUCCGUACGCAGCAGGAGGAAGCAAAGGACGGGCGAUCCCGGAAGAAUAGAGCUCACUUCUUGCCUCCUUCAGGCUUAGACAAGCCCUCAAUGGCCGAGGACUGAGCAAGCAAGCAAGCAAGCCCCUUGGGCGUUGACUGCGUUGCGUGCAGGAUUAGGCAACAGACAGGAACCAGAUUGGCUCUUGGUCAGGUCAGACCAAGUCAGGGCGAGGUGUUCAUUGCGCUGCUUCUCUUUUGGCGUACUCAGCACCAGACAUAUCUACCCGAUGAUCAAGCCAUGAGACCUGUCGAACCCGGGAUCAGCCGAGGAUCGACUCGCACACGCCGCG
Molecule: messenger RNA, 681 nt
Organism: Microstroma glucosiphilum
Lineage: Eukaryota; Fungi; Basidiomycota; Exobasidiomycetes; Microstromatales; Microstromataceae
Exons: 1
Coding region: 33-455 (140 amino acids)
Source: RefSeq, a predicted model, not a curated record